Acanthopagrus latus (yellowfin seabream) is the source of this 8703-nucleotide messenger RNA. RefSeq lists its product as uncharacterized. Gene Ontology annotation, molecular function: structural constituent of eye lens. Gene Ontology annotation, biological process: lens development in camera-type eye; visual perception. The record is from RefSeq and is a predicted model, not a curated record. Bases 10 to 7797 code for a protein of 2595 amino acids. The transcript has 24 exons. Lineage: Eukaryota; Metazoa; Chordata; Actinopteri; Spariformes; Sparidae.
CUCAUUAACAUGGUAAAUCUUAAAAGCCCCAGUUUGAAUUUCCUCUCCAGCUCCGCACUGUGGCCCUUUAAGGUGGAGGACCAGCCGUCAGUGGCGGUGGUGUGUCGCUGGGAGGCUGCCCGGCUCUGGGUGGUGCUGCUCCUCAGGGGCGUGUCGCCACACCUGAGCUCUGCAGCGGCUCCAGGAGCAGCUGACAUCUGUCAACAGGAGCCAUCCGCGCGCUGUGCCUCGCCUUUACCUCCCCCUCGACUCUUUAAACGACCGGAUAACCAGCGGGGAGGAGAAGGACAGUCCAGGCAGACUUCGCCCCCUGAACACCCUCCCGCCGGUCCUCCUCUGACCCUCGGUGCCAGACCCGGAGAGAUGGCGAAGAGUUCCCCCAGAAAGUCUCUGAAGAACUUGUUCUCCCGGAGCGAGGCCAACCUGAGCGCUCCUCCUCCGGCGGAGAAGGAUGCGGACAGUAACGCGGGAGAGAAGAAGAAGUUCAAGUUCCUGAAGUUCAAGACGAAGUCGAAGGGGAGCUCUGCCCCGGAGAAGCCGGCUAACGAGAGCCAGCAGGUGGCCAGUGCUGUCGAGCCCAGUAAAGCUGAGGAGAAUGGAGAAGCCUACGCCGGCAGCAUCAACAAGAAGUCUAUUCUCUACGCCACCGCACCCAGGUCAAAGAGCAAAGAACUCAGCUACUCAGAGUUGGACCUCCGCAAGCCCAAAAGGUUCGCCACCUUUUCUUUUGGCCUUAGAAAGAAGAAGAAGAAAGAUGAAGAGAAUAUGUCCAAGAGCACGUUUGGCCUUCAUGGCCCAGGCAUUGAAGAGCAAGAGGAGACUCUGGGCGUCAGUCAGAUGGAGUUGGACCAGACCAACAUGAAGAGGUUUAGUAUGUCUCAACCAGAGCUUGACACCAGCGAUAUAUUUGACAUCCCUUCUCCUCCUCCUGUGGCCACAAACCAGUCAGAAUCAUAUUUCACUUUUCUUAACCAAUCGGAGUCAUCUAUCGCUAUAAAAACCCAAACGGAAGCAAAUGGGCCGCGGACGAAUGCCUCCCAUCCUGUUGAUGUACAUCAGGAACCGAAGAGAGCACCGAUUGCUACCAUUCCUGAGCUUCAGCUGGAUGAUCCAAUCUCAUCAGAGAUGAAGCACGUUCCUGUUUGUGAUAACUCGUCCAAAAUAGAUCCCAGGUCAUCUGCCUCCACGACUCACACAACGACCACCUCUGCGGCUGAUGACGAGACUGUAGCUGUCGUUCCAGUCAGACAGCCUGGAGUUGAGCUCGAAACCUCAGAUCUCAAAGCAGCACCUGUUGACUCGGCACGCAGCGGAGAGAGUGACAAUGUCAUCUUCCAGCAGUCUGAUACAAAAACAGACACCUCUCUUACAGAAUCCACUGGAGUUUCAGUGUCAAAUUAUCAGCCUCCUAACGAUAAACCCUACACAGGAAGUGUCGACGCCCAAAUAGAUGCCGUUAUCACAGAGUCAAGCCCUGUUCCUCACACUGACAACUCGGCUCUCAACACAUCAGCCGUUGGCUCCAUAAAUAACAUCCUGUGUGACAAUGACAUCCUCCGGCAGUCUGACACUAAACCACACACAUCUCUCUCCACUGGAGUUACAAUUUCAAAACAUCAACCUGAUGCCCCCAACACAGCUGGCUGUACAACUCCCAAUGAUAGACCCUCUGUGAAAAGCGUUGACUCCAAACUUAACAAAACUAUGGCAGAGUCAAGCCCUUUUCCUCCCACUGAGAACUCAGCGCCCAAUGCAGUUUCUGCUUCUGCUUCUGAAGCCCUGAUUUCUCGCACUGAGAGAUCUCUUCCUGAAACCACCAACAGUGUCACCGCUGUUAGUGGUGAGAGGAGUUCUCGUCCUGUUGAUCAAGACAAAGUCUAUGGGGAGCUGUAUGAUUCACUUUUCCCCCAGAAUUUCACCUCAGAAGUCAUAUCGUCCCUCUUAAACCCUCCAGCUCAAGUCUAUUCUGAGAUUAGGCACCUUGAUGCCAAAUCAAAACCCGUCAUGAUUAAAACUCGUAAUGAAUGUCAAACGGAAACUAACGUGAUGUACUCUCACCUGUCAGCUUCACCUACAUUUGACUCAGCUGCUCACAGCAUGGAUGAUGCUGUUGCUGGUUAUACAAACAGUGAGGUAAUUUCUGCUGGUGAGAGCUCCAGGUCUACUUCUUACCAAACCUCCGCUGUUUCGGGCCUGGAUGGAGACCUAGAUAUCCACCACAGAUAUCCACCCUCCUCCUCUCUUCUUUCAGGCUCUGAACCAGCUGACAACAACACCAUCCCUUACUCAGAGCUGACCCAUGAUCCUUCAGAGGUUAAAUCAGCCAGUAUCAGAGACACUGUCAAGUCAGUCCCUGUGAUUCAAAGCUCUGCCCCUCCUGUUUCCGACUAUGUAACACCCCAGGGGACAGAUUCUCAGAUUACUGCCACCAUACGUAGAGUGAUCCUUGUCAAAGAGUCAGUCGCCGACAGAGCCAGCGCUGAUAGUGGCUCUCUUGUCCCUGUGCCUGAUAAAAUGAGUGCAGCGGAGGACCUUGAGAGAAAACUUGAAAUAGCAGUUCCUCCUGCACGGAUGGAGGGGCUUGACGGGCCUUUAAGUCCGACAUAUCUGAGUGUGGGAUCAGAUGAUGGCAGCGCCAUGGAGAUCUACUACAGCGCUGAAGAGGACAAUGCAGAUAGUGGAGAGGAAGAGAUGUACAAGGUGGAUAAAUUAGAAGACCUUCACCUGGCAGACAGGGUGAAAGAGGCCAUCAGACUGCCUGAGGAGUUUACGCAGCAGGGGGAGGUUACAGGAAUGAGCGAGAGAGACGGGGGAGAAAUGAGGGUGGUGAAAGUGCUGAGCGAGGGGGGCAAAAUAGACACGGAGGAAAAGAAGGACGUCGGUAGCUGGACUGAGAUACAGCAACAACUGAGAGGUCAGAUUUCCUCACAGGCUCAAGUACAAGAACCUGGAUUAUCUGAGUUUCUUGAAGGCAAUGAUGCAAAGAGUCAGGCAAAAGAGGAAGCUACCAAAGUGUUUCUACAGGUGAAAGAAGAGGGGCAAGAGGAGAGAAAGGAGGAGUUACUGGCCACACCGGUUCAGCAGGUGAAUAAACUGAUGGUAUGUGAGUUUGCUCCACCCUCCGGUGAGCCGCGAGGCCAGGGGGAGGGCUCGGAGGGAAACUGGACCAAGGAGCUGGAAACAAAAGACCACCGCGCUGGAGAGAAACUGUACCCGAGCCAGGAGAUACAAUACCUGGCUCACAAAGACAUUAGUCCUGCACAUACGCACACUGCAUCCGGCAACACAGGAGAGGUAGACACGAUCACACCCAAAGCUGGAGGUGAAGGGUGCAAAGCAAGCACAAUAACCAGCACCAGUGCCACAACAAGUCCAGCUCAAGAUUCCUGUGGUGGAGUCAAGGCUGUCACGGGUACUUUGACAUGCGGCGCUGAGCUGCGAUCAGAUGCCACAGGGACUGAACACAAUAAAGCUCCAGUAGAGAACCAGAGUAGUGAGUGGGUGGAUACAAUUACUCAGCACACAGACAGAACCUGGACGAUUCAAGAGCAGGUGGCAGUUGAGCUGUCAGUCCCGGAGAAAGGCGCAUGCCAUCCUGACACCGACGCUACAGAUUCGCUCUCAGAGAGAUACGAGCAUCCAGCGGAGCCCCAACUCGACCUGAAUCAGGGGUCCCCAACAGCUCCACAAGUCUUUGCUUCAGAAAAUCAGCCGCCUGAAGCCGACCAGGAAGUGGCUGACAAUAUGAAUUCAGGCUACAGCAGCCUGAGCACCAAACUGACCAUAAAGAACAUAUCUGCCUCGCAAGAGGAUGAAUCCAAACGUUUCCGUAAACUUUCCCUGAUCAGUGAGGGUGGUGCCACCGAGGCGGGCCAGGAUGCAGCGGAGUCGAGCACAACUAGCACCACUGUGACUGAAGUAAACGGAGCAGAUUUACGCUCAGAGUACAGAUGGAAGAACAGAUUCGAGUGGGUUUCUCAGAAUAAACCAUACAGACCAGAGGAUUCCUCUUAUGCUGAUUCUCUGAGCAACACAGAGUCUGACACCUACUCCCGUCCCUCCUCCCUGUCCUCCUCUGCUCUCCCCGAGGCUACAGCAUACAAAUAUGAUAGCCACGCCUACUCCUCGGAAACCUCCACCCCCCCAGAGGAACACAUUACCCCUGGCAACAGGCUGAAUGACAGGGCCAGUGUUUAUCUGAGCGGUGAGGGCGAGCCAGCAGGGGAGCGGAGAUAUGAGUGGAGGAGAAGCUUAGUGGAGCAGGAGGAGCCUGCUGCAGCUGCAGGUGAAAGAGAGCGACUGAGGGAGGCAGAGCCAGAGAGGAUAAAGUCACGCUGGGACUCACCACAGCUCCACGUUUCCGGCCUCUCCUCCACACAGCAGAGCAGUUACGACGCCACAGACAGCUUCAGGGGCCACGACGACUACGACUCAUCCCUUUUUACUGGAGUGUUCCAGGCCACGCGCGUGGAGCUGGUCUCCGAGCCUGCAGCUCCCCCCUCCACUCCCCCCGCCUCCCCCGACACAGACUCCCCCAGCCAGUUCGAAAUGGAUAGUCUGGUGGACACCCUGAAAAGCAUGGGACCUACCCUGAAGCCCAGGCACACGCUCAUGCGCGGGCCAGCUCCGACCCUCAUCUCCUCCCUGCCACCGAUUGUGGAGGAUGCUCCCAGUCCUGUCACCGCCGACGUCCCCGAUUCCGGCACCAGCGCCCUCAACGGAUUUCACAGUCAGCCCACUCUGCCAACCCUGCCUGCCGACCUGGGAUUAAAGAGGAGCACCGUCAGAGACACACGUUCACCGCUGGAGCUGAUGAAGCAGAGCCAGCAGAAUGUGUUCAAUCACCUGCAGGACCAGCAGCAGAUUGGAACAAGAAGUCUCACCUUGCCCCUCAGAGCAUCUGCCACCAACAGUAUUGUGAUGAGGAAAUCCUCUGACUCUACAACUGAUGACUUAUUGUCCCCAGUACAUAAUGGAAAUGGAAUACUUCAGUCCCCCAACACUGGCUCUCGCCUUGAUAACAGUGUCAUCUUUGGAGGCUACAGGUCGUCCUCUGUAGAUCAAAUGCAUGAAGGCAAACAGGCCCAUCGUCAACUCUUCCGCGCCGCCUCGCUACCUGAAAUAGGGCCGAAGGAGCCCGACGUGGGCUCUGGAACAGACCUAGCCUCAUCCCGCUUUGAGCGCUUCUCCUUCCUUUUGAACUCCUCGUCCUCCGCGUCAGGCUCCUUGUCCGGGGCCGACGAUUCUAACACUCGCAUGAGUCGGCCCCCACAGUUAGGCAUCACCUCUCCACCCUCAAGCAACAGUCCCACCCGCCUCCUCAGCCCCACCAGCUCCAUAGACCUCCACAGACCGUUCGCACCAACAGACUCCCCCCUGUCGAUGUUUGGCCAGACACAGGGGCUUGGGAUGGGGAUGGGUGUUGGCAAUGGAGGACUGGGCACUCCCAUCCUGCAGCGCAGCUUCAGCAGUGAUGGCAUCAUGGGGGUCCAGCAGACUCCAUUGUUCAUCAGUGAGCAAGGGGGGCCUCAGUUCCAGAGCCAAGAACCCGAGAGGAAUUUAACAAUGAAAUACAGAGCCUUCCCCGACGCUUACCUCACGAAAGAGAAGGAACAUGGCAAGCUCAAUCCUCGUCCUGGAAAGAUGUACAUCUUUGACCGCCCGGGGAUGUGCGGCCAGAGGACCGAGGUGCGCGGUGAUGUCAUCGACGCCACGUCCUGGGAGCUGGAAGAGACCAUCUCCAUCAGGGUCGUCAGAGGAGGAUGGGUGCUGUACGAGCAACCGAACUUCAAGGGGGAGAAGAUCGCCCUGGACGAGGGGGACAUCGAGCUCACCUGCCCCUUCAGCCCCCCAGAGGAGCAGCCGCAGAACGGCCAGAGGGAGGGCGAGGUGAAGGGCGCGGAGCAGAACGGAGAGACGGCCGAGGGGCAGACGGAGGCCAAGCCGGCCAGGAGGUUCAUCAUCGGAUCCAUCCGGAGGGCCGUCAGGGACUACAGCGUCCCAGAAAUCAGUCUGUUCCCAGAAGAGAACGCAGAGGGCAAGAAGGUCAUCUUCAGAGACACGUCUGAGGACGCCAGGAUCUUUGGCUUCCCCAUCAAGGCGACCUCGAUCAUCAUCAACGCUGGGCUGUGGCUCGUCUACGCACAUCCCUUCUUCCAGGGUGUGCCGCGUGUCCUGGAGGUUGGCGGGUACUCCAACCCCGCCGCCUGGGGGGUGGAAUCACCCUACGUGGGAUCAGUACAUCCGCUCAAAGUCGGUGAACCGAGAGUGGAAAACACAAGUGAGCCAAAGAUGGUCGUCUUUGAAAAGCCCUACUUCAGCGGGAAAUCAAGGACCAUAAACUGCAACACGAAAGACUUCAUGACCAGGAUGGACCUGACGCAGAAGGCCUUCAUGCACAACAUCGGCUCCCUGAAAGUCCUGGGAGGGAUCUGGGUGGGCUACGAGAAGGAAAACUUCCGAGGCCACCAGUACCUGCUGGAGGAGGGAGAGUACCACGACUGGAGGGUGUGGGGAGGCUGCGAUGCUGAGAUGCGAUCGGUUCGCGUGAUACGAGCGGACCUGACCGACCCGAUGAUGGUGAUGUUCGAGCUGCCGGAGGAGGAGGAGGAGCAGGGCACGCAGGAGGAGGAGAACACCUUCGAGGUGACGGAGGCCAUUCCUGACGUGGAGCUGUUCGGCUACAAAACCUCCACGCGCUCCAUCCACGUGCUCAACGGGGCAUGGAUAGCCUACUCCCACGUGGACUUCUCUGGGAGCCAGUACAUCUUAGAGAAAGGCUUCUACAAUAACUGCGCCGACUGGGGCUCUCAGGACAAUCGUAUCUGCUCGGUGCAGCCCAUCCUGCUGGCUCAAAGUGACGGCUCAAAGACCAGGAAUGAGGUGAUACUGUACUCCGAGCCGGACUUCCAGGGUGAGUGUCACUACAUCGACCGCAACCAGGACGCCGUGUCGGAGAAGCUGCUGACCAAGUCAUGCAGAGUGUCGGGGGGAAGCUGGGUGAUCUACGAGCAUAAACAGUACACCGGGAACCUGUACGUCCUCUCUGAAGGAGACUACCCCAAUUUAACCAGCAUGGGAUGCCCGCCCGGCUUCGCCAUCCGCUCCAUCAAGGCCGUGCCGAUGACGUUCACAGUUCCCUCCAUCUCUCUGUUCGGCCUCGAGUGCCUGGAGGGCAGAGAGAUCACCACGGACACAGAGAUCAUCAACAUGGUUGAGGAGGGCUUCAACAACCACAUCCUGUCCCUCAGAGUCAACAGAGGCUGCUGGGUGAUAUGUGAGCAUGGCAACUUCCGGGGGCGCCAGUUCCUCCUGGAACCAAUAGAAAUCACCAACUGGCUGAAGUUCAGCUCGCUACAGACCGUCGGCUCGAUGUUCCCGAUCAGACAGAAGCGCCGCUUUUUCCGCAUCAAGAACAAAGAGAGGGGUCACUUCAUGUCCGUCCAGGGCGGCGUGGAGGAGAUGAAAUCAGGACGGGUGGUGGUGAGCCCAGAGGCGGAGCCCAUGAGUGACAUCUGGUUCUAUCAGGACGGCUUCAUCAAGAACAAGCUGUCCCAAACGAUGAGCCUUCAAGUGAUGGGCAACGUGGAGCCGGGAGCCAAGGCUGUGCUGUGGUCAGAGACCCGGCAGCCUCUCCAGACCUGGACGACCCAGAUGAGAGGCCUCAUCACCAGCCUGACCUUCCCUGGCAUGGUCCUGGAUGUCAAAGGUGGCAAAACGUAUGACAAGGACCACGUGGUGAUUUUGCCAGAGAACGACGAGCGGCCGAGCCAGCAGUGGGAGAUAGAGCUGCUGUGAGCCGCUCUGAAAACCUCUGUCUUCACUCAGCGGUGCUUCUCCCACCGACUCUAGAAUACUUUCCUCAGCGUACCACCACUGCCUUAUGAUGUCAUUUACUCCAGUGCCUCUGACCCCGUGACUUAUGUUAAAGUCGUCGAGAAUGAAGCAUUAGCAGCCACAAGAGAAGCUGCACCAGACAGUUGAGCACUUUUGUCACAGUCAGACGAUGAUUUUUACUGUGCGCAACGGCGACCAAAGCAAAACCUGUGAGUGCCUCGCCCUGCUGCAGCGACCGGGCUCGACACGGGAGCGUUGGAAAGCAACAAUGAAAUGUAUUGUUUGUCGCAGAACCACUCAUUUGUUUACGGUUCGACCUCUUUGACUUUGACUUUUUUCUCCGACAUUCUCAUCCAUCAUUAGUUUGAAUAUUCAAACCAGAACCUCUUUGUUUGUGCGACGCAAAUUCCCAGACUGUACGAGCACCUGUCAGUCGGUGCCCUCAUGUCUUUUUGUAGUUUUUAGUCGAUCACCACGUGGCCACCGGCGCUUUUUAUACAGACAAGUGGACAAAUGAAGCCAAACACAUGCGAAGUGUGCAAAGUAUGUUCACUGCGCUCUCAUUUUUUAAGGUAUUUUUAUAUAUAAAGUGUGUCUCAGUGUUUGUUUCUGUGGGGAAAUGUUGCAUCCGCGCACACGGCACGUCUCAUUGCCAUGAGAUGGGCCGCGUGCGUGUCCAGUUACUCUCAUCCUUGUUGUAUGUAUUUUUUUUUUUUUUUUGUUGCAAGUCACAUUGUUACAGAGAAAUAUAUUUACCUGCGUCGGCUGUAUGUUAAUAUUUGAUGAUAAAGAAUAUGAUGUGAAAAUGUUCAUGUAAGGGGGAGUGGUUCAAAGAUAUAAAAUAAAAUAAAAAUGAUGAAAUAAAAA